Messenger RNA from Aphis gossypii (cotton aphid), 891 nucleotides. RefSeq lists its product as uncharacterized. Lineage: Eukaryota; Metazoa; Arthropoda; Insecta; Hemiptera; Aphididae. The transcript has a single exon. Bases 1 to 891 code for a protein of 296 amino acids. The record is from RefSeq and is a predicted model, not a curated record.
AUGUAUUAUUAUCACAACUCUGGCUGGGAUAACGAUAUUAAAAAUGCUAAUAAAGAUUUUAUUGAAAGCGGCAAUUUUAAUGGUUGUAUUAAUCUUAAAGAUUUGUUCGGUUUUUGUGAAGAUUACAAACGUAUUUUAAUAAAUUGUAACCAACAACUUAUAUUAAACAGAGCAUCACUGGAUAUAAAUGCCGUUAAGCAGUAUAAGAAUAAUGAAGUUGUCGCAGACGCUCCUAAACUAAAAGACGUGAAAAUAAACAUAACAAAAAUAUUAUGGAGAAUGCCCAUAGUCAAGGUCAGUGAUAAAGAAAAAAUAAGAUUGUUGAAAGUAGUAAACAAUCAGAAACCGUUUACAUGCGCGUUUAGAUCGUGGGAGUUGUGUGAAUAUCCAUUUUUACAGCAAAACACUUCGCAUUCCUGGAAAGUAAAGACAUCUAACAAAUUAGAAAAACCUAGAUAUGUCAUAAUCGGAUUUCAAACUGGUAGGAAAAAUAGCUCGAAUAAAACAAUGUCACAUUUUGACCAUUGUAAAAUUAAAAACUUGAAGGUCUAUUUAAACUCAGAAGUGUUUCCCUAUGAAGAUUUCCAAAGCGACUUUACCAGGAAUAAGUUGGCUACAUUAUACCGCGCCUAUGUAGAGUUUCAAAAAUCUUACUAUGGCCAUGACGAAGUGACACCUCUACUGAACCGAUCAGAUUUCAAAAAUCUGUGUCUGAUUAUAGUUGUUGAUAUGAGCAAGCAGAACGAUAAUGUAAAAAUGUCAACUGUCGACCUAAGGAUUGAACUAGAAGCAGACGAAGCGUUUCCAGCUUCCACUUCAGCAUAUUGUUUAAUAUUACACGACCAAAUUAUAACUUACAAUCCGUUUAACGGAGAAGUAAGAACCUUGUAA